UGUUCAAGCUGAUGGGACUGUUGUUAUAUCUUAUCUUAGAAAUUGGCGUCAUCCAAAUAGUGAUCUAUAUACUUUAUUAAAUGCAAUGUCUGAAGCAUUUAGUCAAUCACCUCCAGUAUAUUCAAAUUCGAGUAUGACUAAUCGUUCAACACCAUAUCCAACAAAUGCAUCAUCAAUGCCAAUGCCAACACCAAUAGGAACGGGAAUAGGUGGUACUCAAGGAAAUCCAUCAUAUUCAUAUCCAUAUGGAUAUCUCUAG
Messenger RNA from Didymodactylos carnosus, 259 nucleotides. The record is from the annotation of a GenBank genome assembly. Lineage: Eukaryota; Metazoa; Rotifera; Eurotatoria; Philodinida; Philodinidae.